This is a messenger RNA of Ostreococcus tauri, 471 nucleotides long. Its product is annotated as unnamed product. NCBI's taxonomy places the organism in Eukaryota, Viridiplantae, Chlorophyta, Mamiellophyceae, Mamiellales, Bathycoccaceae. The coding region runs from base 1 to 471 and encodes 156 amino acids. The transcript has a single exon. The record is from RefSeq and is a predicted model, not a curated record.
AUGCCCGCGAGCGGUGCGAGAGACUCGACGUCGGAGCCCACGGAGGCGACGCUGGCGUCGAUCGAGCGCGCGUACGAGCGUCAACGCGCGGCGGUGGAGGCAUCGACUGAAAAAUUACAAAAAACGCUCAAGCGCGUGCGCGACGCCGAACGGCGAGCCCUGGAGCUCGAGAUACUGGAGCGAACGACGACGUUAGAACUCAGGGAACGCAUGGGGGAGAUCGCGAGGGCGCGAGCGGCGAUCGCGCGCGCGGAGGCGGAGACGGCGACGCGGGCGAGAGACGACGCGCGCGCGUCGGACGCGCGCGUCGCCGAGACGGAGGCGACGACCGACGCGCGCCGCGAACGCGAGCUCGAACGAAUGCGGCGCAUCGAUGAUCUCGAACGCGGAUUCGAGCGCGAGCGCGAGCGCGUGGAGAGGCACAGAUCGUCCGUCGACGCGUACGAAGCCGCGCCAGACGCGCGCGAGUGA